This is a messenger RNA of Pieris macdunnoughi, 1965 nucleotides long. The record is from the annotation of a GenBank genome assembly. NCBI's taxonomy places the organism in Eukaryota, Metazoa, Arthropoda, Insecta, Lepidoptera, Pieridae.
AUGGAUGAAAAACUAAUGUUGGACGAUGUUUCCAGCAGUUUAAGAGAUCGAGUGUUUUUUGCUGCUAGAGAUGGAAUGGCUUUAACGCUUUACGCGUUAUUGUAUGAAAAAAAUACAGAUGAGAUAGACGACCUUUUAAACAACGAUGUAUGCUGUGAUGGAGUCAAAUGUACACCACUUAUAGCUGCUGCAAGGCAUGGGCGCGAGGCAGCAGUACGAAUACUUUUAGAUAAAUUCCGUCCUCCUGUAAGACUUGAAACGGAAGGCACUGUAAAGUUUGACGAAUAUGUCAUUGAAGGAGCCACAGCGCUAUGGUGCGCGGCAGGCGCUGGUCACUUAGGAAUAGUGAAAAGACUUGUUCGAGCCGGGGCCAACGUGAAUCAUGCUACGAAGACUUUAAGUACCCCACUGAGGGCUGCUUGUUUUGAUGGCCGCUUGGAUAUCGUGAAGUAUUUAGUCAGGCAUGGUGCUGAUAUUCACAAGGCGAACAAAUACAAUAACACCUGCCUAAUGAUUGCGGCGUAUAAGGGGCAUUUGGAUGUCGUACAAUUUUUAUUGGAAAGCGGAACAAGAGUGGACGAUAGAGCGCUAUGCGGUGCGACUGCGUUGCACUUUGCAGCAGAAUGUGGACAUGCAGCCGUCGUUUGCGCACUGAUUGACCAUAACGCCAAAAUGCUUACUAACCAAAACGACAUGACACCGCUGCAGUGUGCAGCGGAACGCGCCCGUGCGUCAGUAGUGGAAAUACUCGCGGCGAGGCCGGACGUCACGCGCGCUCAGGCGAUUGAUGCUUUUGAGCUACUUGGCGCUUCGUUUGCUAAUGAUAAAGAAUAUUAUUGUUUACGGAUGGCGUAUCAAUACCUACACAGAGCGAUGACGAUGAGAUACGACACUCGAUAUGGUCAGCUGCUGAAGAAACCCGCCGAUCCCAUACCGGCCUAUGAUAACUGGCGAGAAAGUACCACUUUGGAGGAGGUGGAGAGACUACACGGUAACCCACACGCGUUGCACAUGGAAGGUCUAACAGUCCGCGAGAGAAUUCUCGGUCGCACAUGUCCAGAUCUGCCCCACCCGGUGGUGUUUCGGGGCGCGGUUUUUGCUGACGAAGCAAGAUUCGAACGGUGCCUCGCGUUGUGGAGACACGCCCUUACACUACGGAUUCUUAACUCUGUGUCGGUUGUUAAAGAUCUACUGAGGUUCGCUCAGGUGUUUUCGCAGAUGAUUCAUAUUGGAAUUGAAUUACCGCUUUAUCAGGUAUGUUUUGUGUUGGAGGCUUGCGCUGAAGAAUUGCGAAGAGGUAUCAAAAGACUCGAGAUAGAGAGUGACACUGAAGCAUUGAUAGAGGAGUACGAGAGCAAUGUACGGACUGCUCUCUAUCUCGUUGCUGUGGCUGCUAGGUUGCUUGAGAAUCCUAAUAAUGAUGAGCAAACAAACAGACUGACAAGAUGUUCGGUGUUCAAUCUGCGUGAUGUGAGUCUUCGUACGGGCGGUACUCUGUUGCACCUCGCCGUGGACAGACGGACGCCAGUUGACGAUUUUCAUACUAGUGAUGUUUGCCAAUUCCCUUGCACAAGAACCACUAGACUGCUUCUCGAGUGCGGCGUGAAUGUGGACGUGGCCGAUGACUCGAGGAGAACUGCGCUACACGUUGCGUUGCUGUCCUAUCAGUAUAUGCCUGUCCUAUGUGUAGAGGAACGGGAAGCGUGGAGCGAGGCGUUGUGCGGCUGUGUGUGUGAGUUGCUCGCACGCGGCGCACACGUUGACGCUAUGGACAUGGACGGGAUAACCCCACUGGUCGCUUCUAUUGGAGGUCCAGCAGAGUCUCUUGUCCGUUCUGCGCUAAACCCUAGGCUGAGCUGCUUAGCAGCGUCUGCGCUGGCGCACCACGGAUCGAAGUACCGUCCCGAACAAGUGCCAAAAGAUUUACACGAUUUCCUCAUCAUGCACGGAGUUUAUCCAGUAUAA